AAGAAUCUCUUUUUCUAGAAUUCAGCAAUUUUUACUCAAAGUUUUACAAAAUUAGUGCGGUUUUAACAUUAAAAAAUGACUACCAUUGCAGAUUUAUUCACCAAAUACAAUUGUACAAAUUGCCAAGAUGACAUCCAGGGAAUACGUGUGCAUUGUGCAGAAUGCGAAAACUUUGAUUUAUGUCUACAGUGUUUUGCAGCUGGCGCGGAGAUAGGCUCUCACUUAAACAGCCAUGCCUAUCAAUUCAUGGAUACUGGAACCGCGAUUUUAUCCAUUUUUCGAGGCAAAGGUGCAUGGACGGCUAGGGAAGAAAUUCGUUUACUCGACGCCAUUGAACAGUAUGGUUUUGGAAACUGGGAAGACAUUAGCAGACACAUUGAAACGAAAUCAGCAGAAGAUGCCAAAGAAGAAUAUGUCAACAAAUUUGUUAAUGGUACGAUAGGUCGUCAUACAUGGACACCGGCUCAAGCGCAACGUCCUACAUUGAUCGACCAUACAAGCGACGACAAUGGACCUUUGGGUGCAUUAGCUCUACAACGUUUACCUCCAUUGGACAUAACAAUGGAGGAAGCAGCGCAAUUAGGAUAUAUGCCCAAUCGUGAUAGUUUUGAGCGCGAAUACGAUUUUACUGCCGAACAGUUGAUUUCAAAAAUGUCCCUAAAUGCUGACGACACAGAAGCUGACUAUUUACUUAAAUUGUCGCACGUCGAUCUGUAUACAAGACGUCUUAGAGAACGAGUUCGUCGCAAGCGAUUGGUCCGUGAUUAUCAGCUAGUUGCAAAUUUCUUUCGCAAUCGUAACUACGCUCAGCAUCCGGGACUUUCAAAGGAACAAAAGGAGUUUCGAGACCGCUUCCGUGUUUAUGCUCAAUUUUAUACAUCUGAUGAAUAUGAGCGGUUGCUAAAUUCUUUAGAGCGUGAAAAAGAACUGCGGAUACGAUUGUCCGAGCUUUACCGUUAUCGUUACAAUGGUUUGACUAAAAUUGAUGAAUGUCGCCACUUUGAACAGCAUGCAGCAAUGGCAACCCGGUCAACCGGACCAUAUGGACACGGGAAAUCUGACAAUCCCAACACUGGAAAUCAACGGCAGCCAGGCUAUUCCUCACACUCCCCACAACACAGCAAUCGAAAACUCGAUCUGUCAAACGCAAACGAAAAUCCAAAUUCCAUCGCACCAAACAGCAUGCCCCACACAGGAGACCAGAUCUCUUACGCCGUAUCAUCGCACAACAAAAACUACUUGGAUAGCUAUCGGGUAUCACCGGCACAUAUGACGACAUCGAUGGUGUCGGGUGCAGGAAUGAAUUCAAUGUCAACACCAACACCGUUGACGAAAUCUCAGCUGAAUACGAAUCAACCUCACCUGCAGCAGUUGCUCACAGUGUCAGUGAAAAAUCCACCACAUCUACAAGUAAACGACGUCGCUAUUAUACAAAGUCAGAACACCGAAAAAACACAACAUCAACAGUUGGAGAUACAAAACAGUGCGAUGACACAAAUGCCCUCAAACGGCCUAAAAGGACCUCAGUUAACUCAAUCACCAGCUACGCCGAUGAGUAGUAUUUUAAGAGCUCAAUUGGACGAACUUAAGCAGCUACCACAGCCAUUGGGAACUCAGCUACUGUCAACCAACGAACAACAAAUAUGUAAUACAUUUAAUUUGCCACCUACAUCUUAUCUUUCCCUCAAAACACUUAUUUUAAGUGGUGCUCCAGUCACUUCUUCCAACCUAUCGCCAGUUGAAAGCUCAAUUAGAAAAUAUUUUAUAAAAGUUGGUUGGUUAAGCCAUUAAAUGUUCGCUCAUAUUCCCAAUUUGUUGAAGGUGCCUAAGGCUCAAACAUACAGCUCUAUGGUGUAAUUCAAUUCGACGCAGUGUGAGCCUGUAUAAGAUUAUAAUUCCCUAGAAAUAUGUAAAAUUGUUAAGUUAAACAUUUUUUCUUUUCAAAACACAUUAUAUUUGUAUCAUAAAUUUCUUUAAUAUGAAAUGUUGUAUAUCUUGAUACUCAACUAUUUAUUAUAUUAGAUUAAUGCAUCAUAAAGCAAACAUUAAGUUAAUUAAUAUAUAAAUUAAUUACCCUUAUUACUCUUGACAGUUUCGUUGUGCGGCACAUAUAAAAACUUCGAUCACGGCAAAUUUGUAAUAAAAUUUAACAAAUUGAAUGAAGCUUUUAAAAGAUCAUACUUAAUUCAUAUGAUCAGUCGUAAAGAAAACCUCCUACGACAUUUUUUCGUAUUGGUAAUACGGCAACAUGACGAUUUGUCAAUUGUAACAAGGAUGAACAAUGCACGAAAACGCGCCUGCAUGUUGCUAUCUAAAGAAAUAGAUACAAACAUACAUUAAAAACGACAUAUUUUAUAAAAAUUCACUUGUAUCAAGUAUGAAUUGGAAAUUAGUCAUUUAGUUUGACGAUUUUUUUUUAUUAAGUAGCACUUAGAGAACUAUAUGUAAAUACCUUGAUAAUAAAAACAUAAAAUUUGUCACAAUCGUAGUAAA
This is a messenger RNA of Musca domestica (house fly), 2493 nucleotides long. Its product is annotated as transcriptional adapter 2B-like. Gene Ontology annotation, biological process: chromatin remodeling; regulation of transcription by RNA polymerase II. The coding region runs from base 76 to 1791 and encodes 571 amino acids. The record is from RefSeq and is a predicted model, not a curated record. The transcript has 4 exons. Gene Ontology annotation, molecular function: zinc ion binding; transcription coactivator activity; chromatin binding. Gene Ontology annotation, cellular component: SAGA-type complex; nucleus. NCBI's taxonomy places the organism in Eukaryota, Metazoa, Arthropoda, Insecta, Diptera, Muscidae.